AUGGACCUCCUUCCAAAGCACCUCAAUGAGCUUUCUGAUCCCGCCAGAGGUAAGCGAUUGUCAGCCUACUCCAAGCUCUACGAACUAUGUGCAAAUGGAGGCUUGACUGAAUUGGAAGAGUUUGACAUUCUUCGAAAUUCCCUUCGAGGAUUUGAGGAUAGUUCUGAGCGGUGCCGUGAGUACGCUAUUAAGAUUGUGACCACCGUGCUUCCGAGACAGAAAUCUUCAGUUCUUGAUUGGGUGUUACCUGCCGUGGUGACGAGGAUAGGUGUCUCGCCAGUUGUGGAAGAGAGUGAGGAGUUACGCCUAUUACUGCUAAGGUUGGCAGUGUUGUGUAUGGAAAGCUUUCCACAUGAUAUUGGGCCUCGUGACUACAUUGAUUUUUUUCAAGUUCUCUUGGAAAACUGUUUACGCGAUGCCUUUCCAGAGUUGAAGAAGGAAGCUUGUCGUGCUUGUGUUUGUCUCUGUGAAAUUGAGCCUGUGCAAGUCAAGCACAUUGCACUACCAUUGGCGAAGGUGGUGAAAGGCUGUCUUCUUCACAAGCACAGUGUUGUCCGUGUUGAAGCUGUACUGACAUUGGCGUCAUUGGUUCAGCGUGGUGCCGUGGAGAUUUUUGCUGACGGCAAGGACGAGCCCGACAACAGAACAACAACAUUUGUUUUGUUUGUAUUGGCGAAUGACCAUGUUGAAUCUGUUCGUGGUGCUGUCGUAAAGCUUCUUUCAGUGGCCCUUUUGGAUAUUGUGGAACGUCAGGAACAGCAUCGCCGGUUGCUUCCUCAUUUGUUACUGCUAAUGACUGACCGAUUUGAUACAGUGUCCACCAAGGCGUAUGAAGUUUUAGAGAACAUGGGAAAGUUGUACAUGCUUGAUAAUGAGGACAAUACGAUCGACAUAACAAAAAGAAGAGUGACUAUGAAAGAUAUUGAGUGGUACGGGGAUGAAGAGUAUCCAGAUAUGAAGCUACUGACGGUUGACAAAAGCGUUUAUCCACUUCUACAAAGGCGUCCCUCCUUAGGUGCUCGGUAUGUUGUUGCUGAGUCUUUGCGUGGGUUUAUAGAGAGAAUUCUUGGUGAUGUGACUGCAAUAGAUUGGGUUAUACCAUUCUCUUCUAACAACAGACGAGUCAUGGCAUUGCGCAUAUUAUGGAUGUGCAUUUACCAUGCUGAGAAGUCUGUGGUGCAGUUUGUUGAACAGAUCUUGGGUGUAUUGUACAGAUCCUUACGAGAGGACAAUCAAGAUGUCGUACAAGAAUCGCAUAUUUGUUUGGAAAUAUUGGGUAAGUUCUUAAUACCUGAGCAGUACCUACCAUUUCUCACGGCAAAAGACACUGUAAAGCAAGAUGAAGAGGACACACCUGUGAUUCUCCAAUCACGUUCAAAGACGGUUGUGGUAUCACCUGUGGGUGGUGUUGCCGCUCCCACACCGACUAUAUUUUCUACAGCAGCUGUUUCCGUGAAGUGUAGUAUCCUGGUUGCAUUCCGCUAUCUCAUAGAGGGCUCGAAGCAUUUGUUGUCCGCCUCUCAGGCUACACAAAUCGUCAAGGCAAUGACAUCCAGUGAUGUUCUAGAAAGUGAUUCAGAGGCGCUUCUGUGUUCUUUACUGGAUACACUGGAUGUUAUGGUGCACAUAUUGGGUGAGCGAAAGUUUAUUCCGACACCCACGAAUCCGCUACCUCCCGAGGUUCGCGACGAUGUGAAUCAAAGAACGUUGGAUUCUUUACUGUUUUACGCUCUUCUAUGCUUGCGGUCAUCUGACUUUCCGUGUGUGCAGACACGGGUCUCUCAUUGUAUCAAAGAUCUUUCUUCGGUUGUCACCGGUGAGUCAAUGGGAAUUUAUGAUCUUCAUUUUGGAAGAAUACUGUUCCGGUACGGGGCACAUAUGCCGGUAAGUGCAUUUUCCGACCUUGUUCUUAACUCUGGGGAAAUCGGGACGUAUGCAGAGCAGUUGUCCGGGGUUUUUCUUGUGAAACUCACUGACAUUGACUUCACAAAAUCUGUGACUGAAGAGCUACACUACCUUCGGGUAUUAGAGCAGCUUCUCUGGCAGAAGACCCAUGUGUUCUCAGCGUCUCAGUUGGAAGAGCUUCUGCGAACUGUCGUGCUUCCGUUGAGUGCGUUUCGUCCGGGGGGCACGGCUCAUUUGUUUCGGAAGGUUUCUGUCAACUGCCUUUGCGCGAUGCUUGAAGAUCAUCACUGUGGCUUAUUGAAGACAAAGCUUGAGGAUAAUGAGUACGCUCUUUCUUCCAAAACGGUAUCUGCUUGGUGCAGUGCUUCGGAUGCAGACGAUGCAGAAAUGCGACUUGUGUGCAUGACAAGUACGCCGGAUCUUUGUCGCAUGCCUGUUAAUGCAGGAAGUGCUAACGACAUAUUAAUGUGGGUUAUGCUGCGAUUCGAUGAUUCGAGUGACGUCAUCCGUGCCAAAGCCGCGUCAGGCUUGCUGACAGUUUUAGAAACUAAGAACGCCGUUUCGCCCCUUGUUAUUGACCAAAUUAUAGUGCAGUUGGUGCCGCUGGUUAAGAAAAUACUUGUUCACCUUGACGACUCGGAUGAAAAUGUCGGUCUAAGGCCGGUUCUUGUAGCUGUGCUGAAGAACAUUGCGACAUUUUCACCGUCUGCCACAGCAGAUCUCGUCCGUGCUGCGCUGGCAAAACACCAGGACCCCACUUACUGUGAAGAGGUGCUGCGAUAUAUUGAUACUAUUUAA
Molecule: messenger RNA, 2703 nt
Organism: Trypanosoma grayi
Lineage: Eukaryota; Euglenozoa; Kinetoplastea; Trypanosomatida; Trypanosomatidae
Product: HEAT repeat containing 2
Exons: 1
Coding region: 1-2703 (900 amino acids)
Source: RefSeq, a predicted model, not a curated record